AUGGACAAGUCGAUCGCCUUGUGCGGCUUUGGGAUGAGACUUCCAGGUGGCGUUCGAGAUGCUGAUUCUUUUUGGAAACUGCUCUGUAACAAGUCCAAUGGGCGAUGCAGAGUCCCCAAGGACCGGUAUAAUGUCGAAGCUUUCUACGGACCGGGAAAGAUUGGUCACGUCGCGAGCGAGCACGGGUAUUUUAUUGAUGAUGUUAAUCUCCAAAAUGCUGAUGCUUCCUUCUGGUCCAUGACUAAAGAGGAGAUUGCGACGAUGGAUCCCCAGCAAAGGCUGGCGCUUGAGGUUGUCUAUGAGGCACUUCAGACAGCUGGACAACCACCUGCAGAGCUGCAAGGCCGCAGAGUUGGCGUCUAUGUGGGGUCAUUCGAAGGAGACUGGCAGGAGAUCAAUGGGAGGGAUCCUCAAAGCCACCACAUGUAUCAAUUGACUGGGUAUGGCGACUAUAUGCCUGCGAAUCGCAUUAGCCGCGAAUUCGGCUUCAUAGGACCAAGCCUAACUAUUCGGACGGCUUGCUCCUCCUCUCUUACAGCUCUGCACGAGGCUUGUCAGGCCCUCCUUUCUGGCGAGUGCGAGUCUGCGUUGGUUGUUGGCGCGAACAUCAUCUUCUCACCUAGGACUUCCAUUGUUAUGCAGGAGCAAGGAAUCAUGUCACCGACGGGUUCGUGUAAGACUUUUGAUGCUGAAGCUGAUGGCUAUGCUCGCGGCGAGGCCGUAUCUGCUGUGUACGUCAAGAAAAUGAGCGACGCCCUCCGCGACGGCGAUCCUGUCAGAUCAGUCAUCCGCUGCACUGCUCUCAACGCCGUUGGCAGGUCACCUACCAUCACAACCCCAAGUUCUGUGGCCAUCGAGUCACUGAUUAGACGUGCACACGAGCUUGCCGGUGUCUCUGACUUUUCCAGGACGGCCAUGGUUGAAUGCCACGGAACAGGAACUGCUGUUGGAGAUCCUAUUGAGACACAAGCCAUUGCAAACAUCUUUGGCGACUGGGGCAUUCACAUUGGCUCGGUCAAACCCAACUUUGGACAUAGUGAAGUACCGUUCGACAAAUACAAGCUGAAAGUCCCUCUCAGGCCAGAGUCCUGGCCCGUUGGUCGUGACGAGCUCGUUGUUGUCAAUUCUUUUGGCAUCGGGGGUUCAAAUGCCGUUGUGAGUAGACCAACCGCCACUGAUCAGGCGUUCGCUGCCCGCUACUGCUCCACUUAUACAAUGAGCAGCCCUGAUAAUCUCAUCUAUGUUGACUUCGUAAGUGCCGCGCCGAACGGCCAUGCGGAACUCGAGGAUUGGGAGUUGAUGCCAAGGCUCCUCCUUUUCUCGGCGAAACAUCCAGAUGCCCUGCACAAGUCCAUUCAGGAUCACGAAGCUUAUCUUACCUCUCAUGCCGACUCUUUGCGUGAUAUGAGUUUCAAUCUCGCUGUGAAGCGGGAACACUUGCCCUAUCGCGCCUUUUGCGUCGCUGACGGCCUUGACGACUGGGUGCCUACAAACUGUCGCCGUCCUAUCUUACCAGGGAUAAGAGAACCCCCGAGGGUCGUUUUCAUGUUUACAGGACAGGGCGCGCAGUGGGCGGCAAUGGGACAAUCCUUGAUGCGCAGUGCUCCCGAGUACCGCGAGGCCCUUCAGAGCUUGGAAUCGUUUCUUGGCUCUCUUGAUAAUGGGCCAACUUGGUCACUUUUGGAGGAGUUGGCAGCGACUGGCAAAAGGAGCAGACUCUCGGAGGCAGAGUUGUCGCAACCAUGUUGCACCGCCGUGCAGGUAGCUUUGGUUGUCCUUCUUGCCAAGUAUGGGAUCCGUCCAGAUGCUGUGUUGGGCCACUCGUCAGGCGAAAUUGCUGCAGCGUUUGCUUCAGGUCUCAUUACAGCCAACGAAGCAAUGCUCAUUGCGUAUUACCGCGGGCGGGCUGUAGCCAACUUGGACGUUGCAGCCCACCCGGGAGCAAUGGCCGCAAUUGGGCUCGGGGUCGAGGCGAUCACGUCGUAUCUCAUUCCAGGUGUAGUUGUAGGCUGCGAGAAUAGUCCUUCCAGCACAACCAUCACAGGUGACACUGUGGCCGUGGAGGCUGUCAUGCAGGCUAUCAAAAAGGACAGGCCCAACACGUUUGUUCGGGCGCUGCGUGUUGAUCGGGCAUACCAUUCGCAACAUAUGGAAAUGGUCUCGUCUGCAUAUGAAGCACUCUUGAGAGGAAAAAUAUUUCCUCAAGACGGAAACGUUCCCUUCUUCUCAAGCGUUACCGGGGAUGUGAUCUUGGAUGGUAAACACGUCGGUCCAGCGUAUUGGGUUCAGAACCUUGUUUCCCCAGUGCGUUUCUCGACAGCAAUUACUAAAGUUGUCGAGACUGUUGACGCGAGAAAGGUGUUCUUGGAGGUUGGCCCGCAUUCCGCUCUUUCAGGACCGCUCCGGCAAAAUCUCGACAGUCUAGGAUCUCGGAAGGACGAAUAUGUGAGCACACUGACACGCGACAGCGACUCAUUUGCCGAUAUCCUAAGGGCUUCAGGUAGCCUAUGGUUGUUCGGCACUCCAUUGGCGUAUGAGUCCAUCACAGGCCGUGGCCGCUCACUUGUUGACCUUCCUCUAUACCCUUGGCAUUAUGAGGAGCCUCUCUGGCGUGAGAGCCGACUUUCCAGUGGAUACCGGUUUAGGCAAUUCCCACAUCACGACUUGCUUGGAACUCGUGUGAUCGAGUCGACAGAUGAAUUUCCGUCUUGGCGCAACAUUCUGCGGCCCGACAAUGUCGAUUGGUUGUUACAAUACGAGAUAGGCUGCGGUACUAUUUUUCCAGCUACAGGCUACGUCUGUAUGGCUGGGGAGGCUGUCCGUCAAAUAACUGAGGCUGAAACCACCGGCUUCACUGUGCGUGAUGUGCAGAUCAAGUCGAAUCUUGUGCUGCAACCUGGUCAAGAGGUUGAAAUCAUCACUCAAUUUAGGCGUCUGGCUGCCAACAAGUCGAUGGAAUUCAGCUGGUACGAAUUUUCUGUGUCUUCGCUGGAUGCCUCAAGAAAUUGGAUCAAACACGUUGCAGGUCAAGUAAGGAAACGAGACGAUUCCACCCUUGCUUACACGGUGCCCGACAUGGCGGUGCUGCCGCGUCUAACCUCACGGGAGGACUGGUACGGAAAGUUGAGGACCAAACAGAUGCGAUAUGGCCCACGCUUCUCAGGCCUGAUAGACAUGAGGACGCACGUCACGGAGCGCCAUGCUGUCGCCACCACCAUCAACGACAGCCGCUGUGGUGAAAGCUUCUAUAUGAUUCAUCCGACCGCAAUUGACUGCAUGUUUCAAGUUCUUCAUCUAGCCGACUUGAAUGGUCUCACCAGGCGCCUCGGGUCGGUCAAGUUACCCACAUACAUUGGAGAGAUGACUGUUCGUCCAGCACCUCUUCAAGCGCGACUGCUCAUCGCCGCUCAAUGCGACUCCAGGACAGGCUUCAGCAGUAUUUCUGGCAAAGUCGUUGCUAAAUUUGACGGUGGCAUUGUCACCGAGGCCAAAGAUCUCCAAUUAUCAGCUUUAGAUGACGCCGACAUGAAUCAGAGAGUUGGCAGUACUCAGCCCUCUCAGACCGACGCGGUCCUGGCGUGGAGAGAGGAUUUGAACCUGCUAGACGCCUCUAGCUUGAUCCAUUCUGUGGAAGACCGAGCAGAACUGCACAAAGUUCUUGAUCAGUUCGCCGCUGCAUGCAUCGUCGAAACCGCCGAAAAGACUCGCGACAUAGAGCCUGUUCACCCUUAUCUCACGCGAUACGCAUCCUGGCUUCAGACCGUUUCCAAUGACAUCCGUCAGGGAAGCUAUAGCGGUCUAUCAUACUUGGAUGCACGAGCAAUUUUUACAGGCCGCCAGGUAGUUCUGGAAAAUUUGCGUCCGAUUCUGCAGCAGACAGCGGCGGCUCCAGCAGCGGAAGCGAUUUGGCGUGUCAUGAACAAUUGUCGGGAUAUAAUGAUGGGUCAAGUCGACGUGCUAGAUCUCCUUUUGGAAGGGCGCGUGCUGCAUGAGCUGUACAACUUCAUGUCAAAUUCGGAUUCCUCCGCGUUCCUCGACCUGCUUGCCCACCGGAAGCCAGGCCUCAGAGUACUAGAGAUUGGAGCUGGUACCGGCGGAACUACGGCCACAGUCCUUCCGUCGUUGCAUCUGGCACCCAAUGGGCGAAGGAUGUACCAGACUUAUGUUUACACGGAUGUCUCGUCAGGCUUUUUUCAUACCGCCCGGGAUCGUUUCAAGGAAUAUGCAGGUAUCGAAUAUGCGGUCCUUGACAUCUCGAAAGAUCCUUUGGCUCAAGGCUUCGUGCCAGAAUCUUUUGAUCUCAUCAUUGCCUGUAAUGUCCUUCAUGCUACACCCAGUUUGAAAGAGACCUUGGCCAACGUGCGGAAGGUCCUCCAUCCCAGGGGACGCUUGUUUCUACAAGAAUUGUCACCCGCGGGGGUUUUACAGGGCUGGUGGCUCGGGGAGGGCGACUCGCGAUCCCUGGAGCCGUACGUGCCUGCAGAGAGAUGGGACCAGGAACUUCGCUCCGCCGGGUUUGCUGGUAUCAAGAGUCUCGCUUACGAUGGCUAUCUCAACAACAACAUUAUCACCAUGCCUUUCCUCCCCAGUUGCAAGCCUAAGCGAGUUACGCUGCUCCUUCGUGACGGGUUGCCUCCCGUCAAAGGUCCAGUUUUUGACUUAGAGCAACAUCUCAUACAGGCUGGUUACCAGUUCGACCGCUUCACCCUUGAUGAGAUCUCUGCACGAGAUGUGCCAGAGAACCAAGAUAUUGUUUCCGUGCUGGACUUGGACGGCAUAUUUCUCCGAGACCUUGACGAGCACAUGUUUCUUCUGUGGAAGCAGCUCAUCUUCAAGAUUCGUGCAGGCUCUCUUGGACUGCUCUGGCUCACACGUCCCAGCCAGGUCGAGCACUGUGUGGAGCCGGAGUACGGCGUCGUCAUCGGACUGGCUCGCAUGCUACGUAACAAGGACAACCUGGAUUUCGCGACCGUUGAGAUUGACUCUCUUGAUGGUUCGAGCCUCGGAUGUGUAGUCAAAAUUCUAGACGAGUUCCACGGUCGGAUGACCGAGGAAGCGGUCCAACCAAUUAUGGAGUGGGCAAUAUCGCCUCGAUUGGGUCCCGACGAUGUUGAAAUUGACGUGAAGGCUGUGGGAUUGAGCUUUGAGGAUCAACUCACGGCCUCCAACACAGGCAUUGAGGCAUCUAUUGUCGAAGAUUCCGGGUUUGAAGCUAGUGGUAUCAUCAAAAAAAUUGGCUCCCGUGUUUCCAAAGAGCGGCUUGGGCAACGCGUGGCCAUCUGCAGAACUGGUUGUCUUGCGACUAAGACAGAGCUCGCGCUCAAGAAGGAACGACGAUUUUGGUCCACUCCGCAGCUGGCGGCUUCAGCGUUGCCGCCAUUCAGAUUUCGCAUAUACUGCACGGUCGGCAAUGAUGAAGAAGCCGAGCAACUCGCCACACACUACGACAUACCAUGUACAGACAUUUUCAGCUGCCAGGACAGCUCAUUCCUGGCGGGCGUUAUGACGGCAACCAAGGGCACAGGAGUUGACGUGGUUUUCAACUCGUUGCGAGGAGACUUAUUACAUGCUUCGUGUCAAUGCGUGGCAGAAUUCGGAAGUCUGGUCAACAUCUCCCCGAGAGAUGAGCCAGGUGACCAGUUACUUGCAAUGAGGUCUGCAAAACGUAAUGUGACCCGAAUAGACGUUGACAUGAGGCACGUCAGUCGCCACCGGCCAGACAUUUCAGCCAGCCUUAUGCAACGCGUUCUAGACUUCUAUGUGAAAGGACUUAUCGGACCCAUCGUGACGAGGAAAAUUGUGCCGGCCGUCGAGGUAUCCAAUCUUCUCUACUGUGCCCAGAAGGCGGAGAAUAUGGCCAAGGUCGUCUUGAUCAUGCCAGACCAGUCCGAAUGCUCACCAGCUGAGACAUUCAAAGAACCACUCCGGUUUCGGUCUGAUCGAGCGUACUUUAUGGUGGCUGACAAUGCUCUCUACGACGACUCUUUUCAAGUGGAGCUGGAAGCAAUGGGAUGCAACAUAGUGCGGGUGAUCGGUGACAUGACAAGAUAUGAGGAUGUUGUCCGCGCCAUUCGGUCGAGUGAAAUUCCAUUUGCCGGCGUGCUGCAGUUCCCUCAGAGUUCCAAGGACAGCACAAGCUCCAGCGACGUCUGCUGGGAAGACUGGAAGGAGUCCACAACUUACAGAAUUCAAGGCACAUGGAAUCUGCACCGUGCGUUCCGGACGGAGCAAUCGGAGCCGCUAGACUUUUUUCAUUUGUAUAUGUCCAACAGUUCCAUAUUGGGCAUUGCGAACCAAACCAGUGACGUUGCUGGCGAUGCAUGCCUUAACGCUUUUGUUUCAUAUAGGCAUUCACUCAAUCUAGCUGCCAGCUGCGUCAAUGCGGAUGUCGCCGAGGACGAACUCCUUUCAGCUGAGACAGAGCUGCUGGAUUGCACAGAAUUCGUGCUACGUCCGGACACACGGCAGACGCAGGUCGUCACGGGUCUACUAUCUGAACAAGCACCUACAAUCUCUGGAGACGGCUCUUCCCAGCGCAGCGACCCACGUUUCCUGUUUUGGCACCUUUUGAUGGACGAGAACGGACCAGGAUCAGCGCCGUCGUCAUCGUUGUCGCCAGAUGCUGAGCUCAAUCAGUUCCUUGAUGGAAUACGCUCCAGCUCCGCAAGGCUCAAGACGGCAUAUGCAUCUGAACUGCUUGCACGCGAAAUUGGAGCGGCACUGUUGGGCUUGAUGAUGCGGCCUAGGGAGGACCUUGAUGUUGAUGCGCCACUUUCUACGAUGGGAAUUGACUCUUUGGUGGGCCUUGAGGUGCGAAAUUGGAUUCGACGUACUUUGCUAGUCGAAUUGGCCGUGAAGGAUAUUGUUCAAGCUAAGAACGCCCGGGAGCUCGGUGCCUUGGCACAGGGAAAAAUUAUUGAACGGAUUGAGGCAAAGAGUUGA
Diaporthe amygdali is the source of this 6942-nucleotide messenger RNA. RefSeq lists its product as uncharacterized. Gene Ontology annotation, molecular function: fatty acid synthase activity; phosphopantetheine binding; oxidoreductase activity. Gene Ontology annotation, biological process: secondary metabolite biosynthetic process; fatty acid biosynthetic process. Bases 1 to 6942 code for a protein of 2313 amino acids. The record is from RefSeq and is a predicted model, not a curated record. The transcript is spliced from 18 exons. Lineage: Eukaryota; Fungi; Ascomycota; Sordariomycetes; Diaporthales; Diaporthaceae.